Molecule: messenger RNA, 1005 nt
Organism: Acomys russatus (golden spiny mouse)
Lineage: Eukaryota; Metazoa; Chordata; Mammalia; Rodentia; Muridae
Product: serine/arginine-rich splicing factor 7-like
Exons: 1
Coding region: 89-769 (226 amino acids)
Biological process (GO): mRNA splicing, via spliceosome
Cellular component (GO): nuclear speck
Molecular function (GO): zinc ion binding; RNA binding
Source: RefSeq, a predicted model, not a curated record
AUCGUUGGCGGGGAGGUUCGCGUCGCCGCUUCCGUGCUACUCGCGCUUGGAGCCCUGAACUAGAGCCGAGUACGCGGGGCCGGCCAUCAUGUCACGUUACGGGCGGUAUGGAGGAGAAACCAAGGUAUAUGUUGGUAACCUGGGAACUGGUGCUGGUAAAGGAGAGUUAGAAAGGGCAUUCAGUUACUAUGGGCCCUUAAGAACUGUAUGGAUUGCCAGAAAUCCUCCGGGAUUUGCCUUUGUGGAAUUUGAAGAUCCCAGAGAUGCAGAAGAUGCAGUUCGAGGAUUGGAUGGGAAGGUGAUUUGUGGUUCUCGAGUGAGGGUUGAACUAUCUACAGGCAUGCCUCGGAGAUCUCGUUUUGAUAGGCCGCCUGCCCGUCGUCCCUUUGAUCCUAAUGAUAGAUGCUAUGAGUGUGGUGAAAAGGGACAUUAUGCUUAUGACUGUCAUCGCUAUAGCCGACGAAGAAGAAGCAGGUCACGGUCUAGAUCACAUUCUCGAUCCAGGGGAAGGCGAUACUCUCGCUCACGCAGCAGGAGCCGGGGUAGGAGGUCAAGAUCAGCAUCUCUUCGACGAUCAAGGUCUGUGUCUCUUCGUAGAUCAAGAUCAGCUUCACUCAGAAGAUCUAGGUCUGGUUCUAUAAAAGGAUCGAGGUAUUUCCAAUCCCGCUCAAGGUCAAGAUCAAGAUCCAGGUCUAUUUCACGACCGAGAAGCAGUCGUUCUCCAUCAGGAAGUCCUCGCAGAAGUGCAAGUCCUGAAAGAAUGGACUGAAGUUCUCAAGUUCACCCGUUAGGGAAAAGUUAUUUUGUUUACAUUAUUAUAAGGGAUUUGUUAUGUCUGUAAAGUAUAACCUAGGAAGGAUCAACCAUCUAAUGAGAAUGGAUCUGGAUUAUUAUUACUCUGUAAAAUUCACAGCAGUAAAAUAUUGUUUUUGUUGAAUGUAUUAACAUCUUAUGGUCUGGAAAUGUGGGUUGUUAUUUGGCACAUUUAAAUAAAAUGUUUCUAAC